AUGACAAACAAUGCAGUCAAAUCAUCAGCCCAUAUAUCAGAUCCAAACUUGGCGCACCAUGCCCCAUCUUAUAAUUAUCUGUCUGCUUCAUGGACAACUUAUGGGAUUUCAAUAGGAUCCAUAGCUGGGAAUUUAAUGUUGGAAACUUUGGUACAAAAUGUGACAAGUUUUCUUGUGGGCUGCUCCAAUUUUCAUCCCAGCAACCUGUUGGACUUGCUGGGUUUGGCAGUGAACCAACAUCACUGCCAUCCCAAUUGGGUCUCACCACAUUUUCCUUUUGCUGCUUGUCUCAUGAGCAUGAUGAUGUCAAAGAGCACCAACCUUGUUUUGGACAACGCAACUAUGGUAGGGCUCAGCUACACACAAUUGCUCAAGAGCCCUAUGUUUGCAGGAAGCUCACCUUUUUCAGGGUACCACUAUGUGAAGCCCGAGGAGAUUAUGGUAGGGCACAAGCACAUCAAAAUCCCAAGCAAAUUUGUGGUUCCAGGAUAUGAAGGAAGUGGGGGGAUAAUAAUUGACACUGGGGCAUCUCUCACAUUCAUGGAGAAGUCAAUUUUCAUUUUGGUGGCACAGGAGUUUGAGGAUCAAAUGGCUGAUCAUGAAAGAGCGGUGAUGUAG
Messenger RNA from Prunus mume (Japanese apricot), 618 nucleotides. Lineage: Eukaryota; Viridiplantae; Streptophyta; Magnoliopsida; Rosales; Rosaceae. The record is from RefSeq and is a predicted model, not a curated record.